CUCCUGCAAGUCUCUCACUUCCCACAUCAUAUCCUCUUUUAUUCAUAUAAAUUAAUAUAUAAAUUCAGAAGAUUGCAAGCUGCAAACUCCUUCAACAUUUCUCACCGUGUCAGGAAUUUAUAUCAUGGGUUUUGAUGAUACAUCUAACUCGGGGCUUCGACUUGGUCUUGGUCUUGGUCCUGAGAAUUGCAUGAAGAAUGAAAGCCAGAAGAAAAAGGUGGAGAAUAAUCCAUCAAAAUGUAAUAAGGCAUACCCAUCGCUUACGCUAGGACCACCUGAUGAUGAUGAAGAAGAAGAAGAAGCAAAUAAUCAACCAUCUUCAAAGACUGAAUCUUACGAAUAUUUACGUCCCCAAGUCUCUUCUCCAAGCGCAGUGUCUUCAUUUUCUAACUCAUGUAGCAUCAAGAGGGAGCGAGAUCAGGUUUUAAAUGAAGAAUUUGAGGUAGAGACAGAGAAGGUUCCAACAACAAGGGGAGGCGAUGUUGAUGAAGAUGGUAAUCCUAGGAAGAAACUUAGGCUAACCAAAGAACAAUCCGCAGUCUUAGAGGAAAAUUUCAGAGAUCAUUCUUCUCUCAAUCCGAAGCAAAAGCAAGAAUUGGCAAGAAAGUUAAAUCUGCGGGCGAGACAAGUAGAAGUGUGGUUUCAAAACAGGAGAGCUAGGACAAAACUGAAACAAACCGAAUCGGAUUGUGAAUUACUGAAGAAGUAUUGCGAAACCCUGACAAAGGAGAACAAGAGGCUGGAAAAGGAGCUGCAAGAACUUAAAACAAUGCAAACAACGUCAGCAGUACCCUUUUAUAUGCAGAUUCCUGCAGCCACACUUACCAUAUGCACUUCCUGUGAGAGAAUUUGUGGUGGCAGUAGUGGCGGUAAUAGCAACGGUUCAUCAGCCACGACAACGUCGCUUAUAAUUGACUCAAAGGCCCAUCAUCACUUCUAUAAAAAUAACUAUCCAUUCCCCCACUCAUCAUCUGCAGCAUGCUAGUUAGUUAGGGAUGCUAAACACUAUUUUAAGUUUCUGGGAAAACUUUUUUGUUGUUUGUGGGUUGUGCGUUAGUGACCAUAAUUUGUAGUAAGUACUAAUUAAGAGUACUGUAGUUAGUUAGCUUUCCGUCAUGUAAUUAAAGAUAAUUGAUUAGUGUACAAUAUAGAUUACCACCACAUGCUCCUUAU
This is a messenger RNA of Gastrolobium bilobum, 1173 nucleotides long. Its product is annotated as homeobox-leucine zipper protein HAT9-like. Bases 125 to 985 code for a protein of 286 amino acids. Gene Ontology annotation, biological process: regulation of DNA-templated transcription. NCBI's taxonomy places the organism in Eukaryota, Viridiplantae, Streptophyta, Magnoliopsida, Fabales, Fabaceae. The transcript is spliced from 3 exons. The record is from RefSeq and is a predicted model, not a curated record. Gene Ontology annotation, molecular function: DNA-binding transcription factor activity, RNA polymerase II-specific; sequence-specific DNA binding.